Molecule: messenger RNA, 3417 nt
Organism: Cordyceps militaris CM01
Lineage: Eukaryota; Fungi; Ascomycota; Sordariomycetes; Hypocreales; Cordycipitaceae
Product: morphogenesis protein (Msb1), putative
Exons: 8
Coding region: 1-3417 (1138 amino acids)
Source: RefSeq, a predicted model, not a curated record
AUGUACGAAUUACGGAGUACCAACACCAAAGGGGACUUCACAUCCCUCCUUCACCAAGAGCGCAUGGCCUUUGUUGGCGCCAACUCUCAUCACGCCCACCCACGCCCACUCCCUCCUGAGUCCCAUCGCCUCUCCUGGUCUGAGACGUUGACGCAUCAACUUCACUCUUCACCAUACAAGCUCCUGUCAAGAACAUUAUUUUCGCCUGUCUUCUCUCCAUCCACCCAGCUGUUACCAUUUGCAGCAUCAUUUUUCUUCUUUCGCUUCUUUCCACUCCCUCUCCCGCACCCCUUCAACUCCACUUCUGCCUUGGGCUUCCCUUCCCGUUACCUCAAAUUCCCUUCCCGACGAUCUUCGUCGUGCUGCCUCAUGAUGCCGGGAAUAUUCUCCCGCAUCAACAAGGCACGAGAUGCCCGCCAGAAAAAAAAGAACGGCAACAACGACCUCGCCAACUCCCUACCCCCCAAGCCAAGAUGGGACGACGCCUACACUCGCACCUCAGUCGACCCUGACGAGAUUGGCGAACUGGUCCGAUGCUGUACCCAUGAAAUCAAGUCGCGAGGCCUCGAUCACCCCUUUCUGCUCCUACCCUUCCGACCGACCUCCAAUCCCAGUGGCGUCCGAACAUUUCUCCGAAACUUCUUUGGCAAGGAUGGCCUCGAUGCGCCUCUCCACGGUGAGAGACUGCAGCAAGAAGUUCGCAUCGCGGAGCCCAUGGUGCUUGCUUCGGUCCUGAAAUGGUGCUGGAGCCGCCUCCAGGGCGGCGUCGUAUCCUGGGACGCCUACGAACUGUUCAAAAUUGGCGAACUCGGCAAGUACCCGCGCCAAGUCUACAGCUUGAAUAUAUUGCUAACCACAAUCCCCCCCGCAGACUCCAAGCUCGCCAGAGAUUCAUUCAAAACCUUCAUUCCCAUUAGUGUGGAGAGCGACUCUAGGCAACACAUCAUCUUUUGCUUCUUCGAGCUCGUUGCUGCCAUUGCCGCUCACGGCAAGACAAACGGACUCAGUGGCGUCAAGCUAUCUCGCAUGGCCGCUUGGUGGGCGUUUGAGCAAAAGGACACGGGCGAUGGAUUUGAUGGAGGCUACAAGGCCUGGAAAAAGGCCGCCGACGCCACUACUCACCUUUUCUUCGCUUAUCUGCGAUCUCUCUCCCCUGAGCAAGAAUUGACUGGCAUCACGAUGCUUCCCCGAUCUCUUCAGAAACUGCUCAACGAGACCGAGUAUCCUCCGAAAGCCGCUGACAUGCUCGUCUCCCGCACCAACAAGCUCGUCAUGAUAGUCGACUCGGUUUCGCCCACCCCGUUUGCACUCCUUCGACGUGCCAGCAAGUUUGAGUAUCGCGACUCUGACGUUGCUCUCCGCACACUCUCCGACUUUGAUGAUGCUACCGAAGCCCUCAGUGAAGAAUGCCGACGAGUUCUCAAGGCAAUUUCGGCUGCCAACCAGUCCCAGGCUUCCAGCGCAAAGCACUCUACUAGCCUCCGCGAUGCCUCUUGGUCGCGGUUUGAGGACAUCGGCUUCGCAAGUGCUCUGACCGAGGAGGAUGACUACGAGGAGAGUGCCGUCCCGGUCAAACGUCCCCCGCAGACCUUUGGCCCAAGCAAGAGCAUGUUGCACGUCCCAUCCUCUGCCGCCCACGACAUGCGCCCUACCACGCCUUCUUGGGCCGACUUCCUCUCAACUGGCUUUGUCGACGAAUCUGGCAACACCAGCACGCUUGUUCCCCCGGACCAGGUUCUUCCUCCCAUCGAUGUCCAGCGACAGCAUAGUUCUCAGUCGCACCAACCCCGCCUGGAAUCUGAGAGAGACCUGGAACCUGGUGAGCUGGCCAGCAUCACUCCCUUUGACCUAGAUGAUGCAUUUUGGUGGGUUUGGAUGAGCAGUCUCGCCCCCGAAGAGACCAGCGAAAGAAAAUCUGCUUUUGGUCGAUGUGCUGUUCUCGAAACCACCGUUCACAAUGGUGCAUGGCUUGUCAUGGAAGAACUGAUUGCCGGGGCUGCCCCGGACCCGCAGGAGGGCGCCUACAUUGCUGAGAAGAAGGGAUUCUUCAGCUGGACCAAGCGCAGUCGCACUGUCUCACGUCGCAAGUCUAUCAACAAGUAUUCGCUGAGAAGAGGUGACCAGGGCCCUGGCGUUGGCAGCACCACCAGUGUUGGCAACGACACCCAAGCCAAGAUUGCCGCCAAGGCAGCUCAGUUGCGUGCCCUCCAAGAGUCUGGAAACAAGCCUGCCGCUCCCCGGCGCGGUCGCACUGAUGAGGAGGUCUUGGGCGACAAGACAAUCAGCGUCUUCGACCUGCAGCCUCCCAUUGCUGGCGAGGCCUCUUCUGCCAUGAAAUGGGUCAAGAAGUACGACAAGGGAGCUGUUAAGGAUGCUUACCUUUCCAACAGCAACGCUGGCCGCGGCGUCUCUAUUUCCCCUGCUCUGUCGGAGCGAGCACUCGAGGCUGCCACCAAUGGCAACACAAAUGGUAGCGCCAAUGGCAGUGCCGGUGCGAUUGCUGGUAAUGCCAAAGCCACAGAGAGAAAGCCCGUUCCUGCAGCCUCUGUUGAGUCACCUGUCGCUACCCCUGCUCCGAUUGAGAAGGCUGAUGCAUCGAAGCCUGAAGAGAUCAAGGCUGAGACAGCCAAGCAUCCAGAGACGCCGGUUGCACCUCACCCGGCCAAGCAAGAGAAGACCGAGACUGCUCCGGCUCCUCCUCCCAAGAAUGAAUCGCCGAUUGGCUCCCCAGCCGCUCAGCCUGUUGAGGCCCAGCAAAAGUCCCCUGCCAAGGAGAAGGGUGGUCUUCGCAAGCUGUUCCGCAAGAACCGAUUCUCCAAACUUCCUGAGAACUCGGCUGCCCAGCUGAACAGCAUGCUUCAACAAGAUGCCGCUGCUGCUGCCGCGGCCAAGACGAAUAGUGCGGACGAGACCCCUGUCGAGACGGAAGCUAUCGCCGAACCGACGCUAGACAAUUUGGAAGGUCUCGAUGGUGAGGUUAGCAAGGCUGCAAUCCCUGAUCUGGAUGCCGAAGGCGAGGAAGAGUUUUCUCGCUUCGACCAAGGCCCUCUGGCCGAUCAACCUGCUUUUGUCCCUGAGAAUGGGGACGAGGACGACGCUAUCCCCCCGCCUAUCUCACGCCACACACCGGAAGAUGGUGGACAGGACACCAGCGGGCUCGCCCGGACCGCCAGCCCAGGGGUACACGAUAGAUGGGCUCAGAUCCGCAAGAAUGCCUCUGAGCGUGCUUCUCAGCGCCAGACUGACGUGCGCGACCGCAGCAUGCCGACCAGCAAGAGCGCUGCUGACGGAGAGGACGAGGCCAGCGGCGAGGAGACUAUCGAGUCACGCGUUGCUCGCAUCAAGGCCCGUGUCGCUGAGCUAACUGGCAACAUGGAAGGCACCAACUCGCCUCCUCCGGUGAAGAACAGCGCUUAG